CCGCACCUUCGGGGCCCCGUCUCGCCCACCCCCGUAGUACCUCAGAGACCUCCUCUUCUUCCUCUUCCUCGUCGUCUUCCUCGUCUUCCUCCUCCUCACUACCGUUGUUGCUGCUCUCGCUGCCGCCGCCGCCACUCUCGCUGCUGCUGGCCGCCCGGCCCGCCCGGCCGCUCCGCUUCGCCUUCGCCGGCACCUUCUUUUUCAGCAGCAGGUCGCAUACCCUCACCAGCCCCAUCGGCGCCGCCGCUGCCGCCCCGGUCGAGCACGAUGGCGAGGUACCGGCGCCGCCGUUCAGCCCCUCCGGGGGACCAGGCCCCGCCGUAGCGCUCCCGGCCUCACCCCCAUCACCACCUCCUUCGGUUGCCGCCACCACAACCGCCGCCGAGCCGGCCGCCUUCUCCAUAGCUGCCGAUCCAACUCGCUCAGCGGCCGCAAGUUUCCUGAGAGUGAAGAAAUUAAAGAAAUUCCAGACAGAUUGAGAAUUAAACCAGGGUGGUGCUAGCCUGAGAGGACUGCUUAGAGUUACAACAGCCCUGUUCAUCGAGGGACAGCACUUCUAUGUGGACAGAAGGUACAGGAUUUACAUUAAUGCUACCACUCAGAUACACACCCUAUGAUAGCCCUUUUGGGAUUGACUCCUGUCUACAUUUGGCAGCUUUUCUGAUCAUUUUAACCCACAUCAUAAUCUGCAACCAUGAAGUGGGUAACAUUAAUUUCAUUUAUUUUCCUCAUAAGUUCUGCCAGUUCCAGGAAUCUGCAAAGAGUCGCUCGAGGGGCAGAGCACAAGAGUGAGAUUGCCCAUCGCUACAAUGACUUGAAGGAGGAGACAUUUAAGGCAGUUGCCAUGAUCACAUUUGCCCAGUAUCUCCAGAGAUGUUCUUACGAGGGACUGUCUAAGCUGGUAAAAGAUGUUGUUGAUCUGGCACAGAAGUGUGUGGCCAAUGAGGAUGCUCCUGAGUGCACAAAAUCACUGCCCUCUAUUUUCCUGGAUGAAAUCUGCAAAGUCGAAAAGCUCCGUGACUCAUAUGGUGAAAUGGCUGACUGCUGUAGUAAGGCUGAUCCUGAAAGAAAUAAGUGCUUCCUGUCAUUUAAAGUCGACAAGCCAGACUUCAUUCAGCCAUACCAGAGACCAGCUGCUGAUGUGAUAUGCAAGGAGUACCAGGACAACCGGGUGUCAUUCAUGGGACAUUUCAUCUACUCUGUUGCAAGAAGAACCCCCUUCUUGUAUGCUCCAACAAUCCUUAAUCUGGCUGCUGAUUAUGAACAUGCACUUCAGAGCUGCUGCAAAGAGACUGACGUUGAUGCUUGUUUGGAUGAAAAGGCAGGUGCCAUAAAAGAAAAAGCCAAGAAAAUAAGCCUGAAACACCAGCAUUCUUGUGAAAUCCUCGACAAGUUUGGUGAGAGAACUUUCCAAGCAAAUAAACUUGCUCUCCUGAGCCAGAAAUAUCCCAAGGCUUCGUACGCAGAACUUAUUAAAAUUCUACAGAAGAUUUUGGGUAUCCACAAAGAGUGCUGUGAAGGGGACAUGAUAGAGUGCAUGGAUGACAAUGCAGAGCUUAUAACAUAUAUGUGCUCUAAACAAGAUGUUUUCUCAAGUAAAAUCAAAGACUGCUGUGCCAAGCCAGUUGUGGAACGAAGCCAGUGUAUUAUUGAAUCAGAUUUUGAUGAGAAACCUGCAGAUCUUCCUUCACUAGUUGAAAAAUACAUCCAAGAUAAGGAAGUGUGCAAGAGCUUUGAAGCAGGCCAUGACGCAUUCUUGUCAGAGUUUGUUUAUGAAUACUCACGGAGACACCCUGAGUUCUCCACACAGCUGAUUCUGAGAGUUGCUAAGGGAUAUGAAACACUCCUGGAAAAGUGCUGCAAGACAGACAACCCUGCCCAGUGCUACGGAAAUGCUCAAGAGGAUUUGAACAAGCAUAUCAAAGAAACUCAAGAUGUUGUAAAGACCAACUGUGACCUUCUUGCUACCCAUGGUGAAGCAGAUUUUCUUAAAGCACUUCUCAUCCGCUACACAAAGAAAAUGCCUCAAGUAUCAACUGACACCUUGCUGGAAAUUGGAAAGAAAAUGACAGCUGUUGGUACUAAGUGCUGCCAGCUUCCUGAGAACAAACGCAUGCCUUGCGCUGAGGGAUAUCUGAGCAUUGUGAUUCAGGAGAUGUGCAAGAAGCAGGAGACCACACCUAUAAAUGACAACGUUUCACACUGCUGCAGUGACUCCUAUGCUUACAGGAGACCCUGUUUCACUGCCAUGGGAGUAGAUACCAAAUACGUGCCUCCAGCAUUUAACCCUGAUAUGUUCAGCUUUGAUGAAAAAUUGUGCACUGCUGCUCCUGCUAAACGGGAACUAGAGCAGAUGAAAUUGCUUGUCAACCUCAUUAAACGUAAGCCCCAGAUGACAGAAGAACAAAUCAAGACAAUUGCUGAUGGUUUCACUGCCAUGAUGGACAAGUGCUGCAAACAAUCAGAUAUUGAGACAUGCCUCGGGGAAGAGGGUGCAAACCUGAUAGUCCAGAGCAGAGCCACAUUAGGAAUUGGUGUUUAACACACGGUUGCCACUGGGGGAAAUAUGAAGAAAAAUACUUCUUUGUAGCUUCUCCUGCCCAUUACCUUUUUUCCUUUGGUAUUGAAUGAGUAUUUCGUAAAUCUUCAGCGUUUUGUCAAACCACAUACUCUUCCAGAAACUUUUCAAUGCUAUCACUUUGAAAAAAAUAUAAAAAAAUAAAAGCUUUAUAAAUCUG
Messenger RNA from Melopsittacus undulatus (budgerigar), 2738 nucleotides. RefSeq names its product serum albumin. NCBI's taxonomy places the organism in Eukaryota, Metazoa, Chordata, Aves, Psittaciformes, Psittaculidae. Gene Ontology annotation, biological process: transport. The record is from RefSeq and is a predicted model, not a curated record. The coding region runs from base 695 to 2542 and encodes 615 amino acids. The transcript is spliced from 17 exons. Gene Ontology annotation, cellular component: cytoplasm; blood microparticle.